CAUAUUGAUAUUAUUGUAAUUAUCAUUUUUACUUUAGGAAAGGCUAAGUCCUAAUUUCAGUUUAUGAGAUGCUUUGAUUUUAGACGAAUUUCUCCAUUUUCUGCACUUUCUUUCUUUGCUCUUCUUAUGAAAUAUGCAUAUUUGGUUUAACUGUUGUAAAUAUAGUCAUGCUUAUGGUUCAGGUUAUGAUGUCAUUGACUUUUUUUUAAGUUUAAUUUUGCUCAAGUUGAAUUUGCUUUAAUUCCUUUUCCUAGAUUCAUUUUCUUUUCAAUUUCUUCUUUUUUGGUCUUUUCUUUUUGUUGAUGGUGUUAAAAUCAUUUGCAGGGAAACCGGAGGCGCCAAAGCGUAGGAAGCUCUUGAUUCCACAUCCAAUUUUUAUUAGUGAGGAGAUGUAAUAUAAAGAGAGUUCUAUUGAUUGUAGAAUAGUUAUUGCAAAAUGGAGUCCAAACAUCAGACACCAAGUGUAAUUUUAAAAUUGAUGGGACUUGGUAAUGUUUAUGUGCCUCCUCAACAUGCUGUUAGACUUAAACAGAAAGUUCUCUCUGAGAAUUACCUACAGAAAGUUGCUUCUAUUGGUCUCAGAAAGCGGCGUUCGUCUCACCAGCAUCAUUCCUCUAGAAUGAGUACUGAUGAAAAGGAAGAAUCCGAUUAUGUUUUGAAAGUAGUCAAAACAAUAAAGAGAGACAAGGACCAUAAUCCAUCAAAGGGAUAUGGCAAAGAGAACCCAUAUUUGUCAGGUAUAAAGCUAAAAAGUGUAAAUUCAGCAAUGCGACUGCAACAGAAAAUGAAUAAUGAGCUUCAAAAUGAUGUGCCUGGAGAAACUGGAUUAUAUGAAGCAUUCAGGCCUUCAAAACCUCAAUUGAACCUGAAGGAUGAUGACACUUUCAACUCAAGAAUCUCUGAAGCCGAGAAUAAAACUUUGGAACUGAAGGUUCUGACUGAGAAAUUGCUAGAAGUUCAAGAGCAUGGUUAUUUGUGUCGUCAAAGUGGUUUUUGCAAUGAUAAAGUUAAAAGGAACAUUAGAAGUAAGGUUGGUGCGAAUUAUAACUUUGCCAGAAAAGUGCCAAUGGAUCUUUGUGAAGCUUCUGUUGUUGGUGAUAAUUGUGGAACUGUGACUAAGGAUUACUUGUUUCAGAAAUAUUGGGGUUUGAGGAAGAAUGCAUCUGUGAAUUGGUCAACCCGGAAGCUAAAGAACCAAAAUAUUAAUCAGAAAGAUUGUUCAGAAGAUAUGAACCCCAGGUCCAGCAGUGCGAAUUCCCCUUCUUUUUCCUCUGAUUUCAGUUGUAAUCGUACUGAAGAGAAUUGUAUUGUUAUGCAUAAGUUGAAGAAUAGAUGUUGCAGGAGUGAUUGGUUCCAUAAGGAUCCUAUGCUUCUUCAAUUUUCUAAGCUGAUCAAAGAAAGGGAGAACGAUAAACACGAAAACAGUAAUAUGUCUAAGCAAAUUGCUGCAUCUCCUGAUUCAUCAGUUGAUUGCUUGGUGUCUGGUGCAAAGACUAAGGUUGUUGUCCGGUCACAUAAUAAUCGUACCAAGCAGCAAUCUGAAUCAACAGCAUCCAUUUUGUCACAUCAAGACAAUGAUGCUUGGAGUCAUACUUCUAAUGCUUCAACGCAACAGGAUACAUCAGAGCUUCAAGAAGAUUCUGUUUAUUCACUUUUCUCUGGGGCUGACAAAGAUUCCCUUGGUAGCUUCAAGGAGGCAUACAAACCUAGUCCAAUUUCAGUUUUGGAUCCCUCAUUCAGUGAAGGCAAUUCAUUCACCUCUGAAUGUGUUGCUGGUUUAUGUGAUUCCUCUGAAGUGGAUGAUGAAGGCCUUAGUUUGAAUGUUUCAAGUGAUGAAGAGUGUGAGAAUGAAUCUGUAGGAAACUUUGGAGCACAGAAAGAUAUAGUAGGAUUAUCUAGAACUGAAGAAAGUAGGGAUUUCUCCUAUGUUGUUGAGGUCUUAACCGAGGCAGAUACAUCUAAUAGGAAGUUGUUCACAGACUUCUCUACAUGGCACUCUGUAGAAUGCCCUAUUAGCCCUUCUGUUUUCGAAAUUCUGGAAAAGAAAUUCGGCGAGCAGCAACUCUGGAAAAGAUCCGAAAGGCGGCUUCUCUUCGAUCGCAUCAAUCUUGGGCUGUUAGAGAUUCUGCAGCCAUGUUUAUAUCUCCCAAUGUGGGAAAAGCCUGUGUCAAGAAGGUUGAAUGCUGAACCAAGCCAGGACAUGAUCCAGGAGGAGAUGUGGGGGUUGCUUGUUGCUGAAGAAAAGAAAGCCGGUAUGGGGUCGGUUGACGAUAUGCUUGGAGGGGAAAUCAGGUGGAUAGAACUAGGUGAAGAUGUUGAAGAUAUUGUUAAGGAAAUAGUUAAGUUGUUAAUAGAGGAGCUAGUUAGCUUGGAGAAUUUUGAAAACUCUAGUUUUGUGUGAGGCCAUGCCAUCUUUAUACAAGCAUUUCAUGCAUAGCUUGAUUUGGAGAGGUUGAAGUUUUUGAAUUAGGAUAUAGGUUCAUUAUAUUCAUUCAUGUUGAGCUCUGAAAGGUUGAAGUGUUUGAAUUAGGAUAUAGGUAUAGAUUCGUUAUUCAUUCAUGUUGAGCUUCAUGUAUUUCAUUUGUAUAAAAAAAAGAAAAAAGGAAAGUGCUUGUUGGUU
Molecule: messenger RNA, 2620 nt
Organism: Lotus japonicus
Lineage: Eukaryota; Viridiplantae; Streptophyta; Magnoliopsida; Fabales; Fabaceae
Exons: 4
Coding region: 437-2401 (654 amino acids)
Source: RefSeq, a predicted model, not a curated record